This is a messenger RNA of Striga hermonthica, 2037 nucleotides long. NCBI's taxonomy places the organism in Eukaryota, Viridiplantae, Streptophyta, Magnoliopsida, Lamiales, Orobanchaceae. The record is from the annotation of a GenBank genome assembly.
AUGUUUUAUUCGCAGUUAUUGCUAUCAAAGAAAGGUGCCUUAGGCAUCGUUUGGCUGGCCGCUCAUUGUCACCGGAGGCUCAAGAAAGACCAAGUCCAGCAGACUAACAUUUCUUCUUCUGUGGAUAAGAUUCUAUAUGAUGAAGUUCCUGUGGUCACUCAUAGAAUCUUAGCUUUCCUUCUCCUGGGCGUCGUGAGAAUAUACUCGAAGAAAGUUGGAUAUUUAUUUGACGAUUGCCAGGAAGUACUGAAUAAAUUAUGUGGCCAGAAGACUGUAAAAGACAAACGAGCCAGAAUUGGGCACUCACAUACGCGUUACUAUUCUAUCACUUUACCUAAGAGGUUUGAGCUUGAUACAUUUGAUCUAGACCUGGAAAAUCAAGACUUAAUGGGUGGAAAUGUGAGAUCACAUGAAAGGGAUACACGUGCAGAUGGACGAGGAAAAGCCUGUAGUAGUACAUCUGGUUUGGUCCUCAAGGAGAAAAUGCCAUUUUCUGAAGCUUACACACCACCCAGAGAUGUGCUCUUAUCCAACCAUAAUGAUAGUUCAACCUGUAACAUGAACAUUUCAUUCUCUAGCAUGGAGACACUGCGUGGCGCAAGAUUUUCUCUAGAAGAUCUUGUAGAACCUAUUACAUUGGAUGAGGCUGAAGAUUCGCAAUUGCAUGAUAAGCUCUCUAAUGAGGAUAUCACGACUAGUAUACCAAGUUUAGAGAGACUCAGGGAAACUAUGUUCACUUUAGAAGACCGUCUGGAUCCAAUGGUAAUGUCUGAACUUGAAACAGAGGAGAUAAGUCCAAGAUUUUAUGGACCAGUUCAAGAUUCGGGGUUCAGUACUGCUGCAAAUAUAUCUCCUCAAAGAACCGAUUCAAUAGCAAGUUUGGGAACACUUCACAAAGAUAGUUCUCCCGUCCAACAUUCCCCUCAUUUCAAAAUUUCUGAUGAAGCCGAAAAGCAACAAGACAAUAAUGAGAGUCGGUCGUAUUUUCGAGAGGGUGAACCACCUGGUGCCUUAGCGGGAUCGGUUGAUAAACCACAGCCUACGGGCUUGAAAAAGUUGAAAUCUUUGGAGGUGGUUACCCCAGAGAGCAUGACGUGCCAAAAACGAAAAGAAUUUCCAAUGUCUGUUGUAACUCCAGACCCAAAGCUUCCAGAAAUAGGUUCGAGUAAACCCGAGGUUGCAACUGUUCAGACUCCUGCUAGAAAGGAGUGUUCGAAAAUUCUGAAGAAGCGGAAGUCGAAGAUAUUGUUUGAUGAGACAACUGUGGUCUCUAAUAGAGAAUUCAGAAGCUGGAUAGAUGAUCCAACUGAUAUAAAACGACAGAAAAAAGACUCUCCUCACACUCUUUUACAUGCCUGGAGAGCUCGUAAACUUGCCUCUAUUACUCAAAGUUUCGUGGAGCCUUCAAUUCCUGUCAUCUCAGCAGAUCUUUGUGACGUUGAACGGAAGUGGAGCAAUUUUGCAGCCAUUAAAUUGGUGGAAUUAUCCAUGGACCAAGUUGAAUGCGUCAAAUCUCCGGUUGCCCGUGUGGAUUAUGAACAAGUUGGUGGUAAUGUAAUAAUAUCUCAAGAACAACCUCCGAUUGCUCCAGGUACACCUGUGACUCAUCUGAAGUCAGUGAGAUCGUCACAUGAGGCUGGGGCGGAUGCCGAUUCAGACAUCCUGGAACCCACCUCCUCGUCUGAAAGUGUUGAGAAAAUCCCAUAUCCAAGUCAAAUGCUAGAAGCAGAUUUUGAAUUCCAAGAGGACACAAGUUCAUUCCAAGGAGAUAACCAGGGAGAAGGCACAUAUUCUGCAAGAACAAGGGUGGUGGGAAGCUACCUUACUAAGAUAUUCCUGAGUAAAAGAAAACACGAAAAACAAGUGUUGCAUUUGUCACAGUUGUUGGCUGGAAAAACCAGAAAAGAGAGUGCGAGGCUGUUCUAUGAGAUGCUGGUAUUGAAAACGCGAGGCUGCAUAGAUGUGGAGCAGGAGAAACCAUACGGCGAUAUUCUUGUGCGGGAGACUUCUAAACUGAAGCAGGCGUCUCAAGCUUAA